CCAACCAACCACACUCCGACAUAUGAUGUAGCAGUAUUGCACCAGUGAAGCAUGCCACCUGCCUGCGGCACCAGAAGAAGAAGCAGAAGAAGAAGACUACUUCCGAGUGCGAGUCUUACGCGCCAAACAAGACCACCGUAGUCAGGUUGUUUUUGUAUCCCGGGGACGUUUUAUUGAACAGAUAAAUAAUGGCUUCGGCCUCUAACCCGCAGCAGCAUUCAAGAAACUUACCCUGGGUAGAAAAAUACAGACCUCAGAAACUGGACGACUUGAUUUCACACAAAGACAUCCUCAGCACCAUCCGGAAGUUCAUCAGUGAGGAUCGACUGCCGCACUUGUUGUUCUACGGUCCUCCCGGUACCGGCAAGACAUCCACCAUCUUGGCCUGUGCCAAGCAGCUAUACAAGGACAAGGAAUUCAACUCCAUGGUUCUGGAGCUCAACGCGUCAGAUGACCGAGGCAUCGAUGUGGUCCGGGGCCCCAUUCUUAGCUUCUCCAGCACCAGAACCAUCUUCAAGAAAGGGUUCAAGUUGGUGAUACUCGAUGAGGCUGACGCCAUGACGCAGGACGCCCAGAAUGCAUUGCGGCGAGUGAUGGAGAAGUACACUGAGAACACGCGCUUUUGCCUGAUCUGCAACUACUUGUCCAAAAUCAUCCCGGCGCUGCAGUCGCGCUGCACGCGCUUCCGUUUUGGACCGCUGUCGCCGGACCAGAUGAUACCUAGACUGCAGCACGUCAUCCAGCAGGAAAGCGUGGACAUCACUCCGGAUGGGAUGAAGGCACUGGUGACUUUAUCAUCGGGUGACAUGCGAAGAUCCCUCAACAUCCUGCAGAGCACUAGCAUGGCGUACGGCCGCGUGACCGAAGACACGGUGUACACGUGCACGGGACACCCGCUGCGCUCGGACAUCGCAAACAUCCUGGACUGGUCGCUCAAUAAAGACUUCAACACCGCGUACAAGCAGAUCCUGGCGUUGAAGACGUUGAAAGGUUUAGCGCUGCAGGACAUUCUCACCGAAGUCCACCUGCUCAUCCACAGAGUGGAUUUCCCUUCAACGGUGCGGAUGGGUCUACUCAUCAAACUGGCGGAUGUCGAACACCGGCUGGCGUCGGGCACCAACGAGAAGAUCCAACUGAGCUCCAUGGUGGCGGCGUUCCAGACCGUACGCGACAUGGUGGUCGAAGAGGCCCGCUGACGGACGGCGAGUCCCCCGUUUCAGUCAAAACUUUUUGGUCGAAGUGUCAGACUUCAUUAAAAUACAACUUUUUGGAUAAAAAAAAACAACUUUUUUUCUUUGAACCCUUUGCUACAUGACUGUAUUUUUUUAACCCUAAUCAUUGAAUUGAUUGGCUGUCACUGAAACGAGCGAUCAGUCAGUCCUCACAGUUUGAACGAUUCAGAGACAUCUAGCGCCAUCAAUAGCAUGCAAUGAGGUUUUAUUAAAUUUCCACCACAAAGUUCACUGGUUUUUAAAAAGUUGAUCUUUUCUACACAAACGAAAAAGGAUUUCAUCAAAUAUACACCAUUUGUACACAUGAAACUUUCUUAAACCAAGUGUUAGCUAAAAAUGUUCCAUUAACCCUUUAUAGCCAAAUAUAUCACGUCAUAGACCUCAUAAUAUAUUGACGGGGCCGAUUAGUAGGGGGCCAUAGACUUCAUAAUGUACUAUUGAAGGUACAAGGGGCCUAUCUCCGUCAAAGCUGACCGAGUGGAAACACAAAGAGCUUUUUUCAUUGAAAAUUCUUGUGAAUAAAUGCUUAAACCUCUGAAUACUUUAUAGAUAUGGACAUAAAACAGUCUAUUCUUGGUUAAAAGCAAAAACAAAACGUGCAGAUAGCAUUUAUUUGAUGUAAAUAUUGCAAAGUAUAAUGCCAAUGCAGUAGCGGUUCCCAUUCUCCCAUUGAUUUUUUUCACAUUUCAAAAUGCAUGGCUGGUAUGAAAACUAUAAUAAUUACCUUGAAUCCUUGAACAAAUCACUCCUGAGACAAUCCGUCCUGUUUGUAUGCGGUACAGCUUUCAUACUUUUUCAAUCCUAAAUCCGGUGUUGGAUCGCUGCAUGUGUUUGAGAAUAACUGUGACCGACUUUGAAGCGGAGUGUGGGACAACGGCCCCUACUUGAAGGCGUGGCGCAGUGUCUGGGGAAUGUGUCCCGCCCAUAUCAUUAUGAAGUCUAUGAUCACAUUUAAUACACUUUGAAUUUCAUUAUUUUGAGAUAUUCAGAAUUUUCUUAAAUUGAUGGAUGCAAGUCAACACAUGCAUCUGCAGCUUCCACGAGGAAAAAAAAAAUCUGGAUUUAGCAAGGAUUGUAGAGCAGUUACUUUUUAAAUAUUUUUUUUUUUUUUUUUACAAAUUUGAAAAGUUCCAAUAAGACCUCAUUUUUAAUUUUGGAGAUUUUCUGACAAUUGCUUCAUGUUGCAGGCCUUCAAGAGUUAGAAACCAAAGCUUAUCUGCAUUCUCUUGUAGAUGACUUGUUUUGCCCAAGCAACAAACCAAAAUGAAGUGCGUUUUUUUUUUUUUUAA
Molecule: messenger RNA, 2521 nt
Organism: Corythoichthys intestinalis (scribbled pipefish)
Lineage: Eukaryota; Metazoa; Chordata; Actinopteri; Syngnathiformes; Syngnathidae
Gene: rfc5
Product: replication factor C (activator 1) 5
Exons: 11
Coding region: 189-1196 (335 amino acids)
Biological process (GO): DNA-templated DNA replication; DNA repair
Cellular component (GO): DNA replication factor C complex; nucleus
Molecular function (GO): DNA binding; ATP binding; ATP hydrolysis activity
Source: RefSeq, a predicted model, not a curated record